Lipotes vexillifer (Yangtze River dolphin) is the source of this 3099-nucleotide messenger RNA. It is a transcript of the gene ZRANB1, whose product is annotated as zinc finger RANBP2-type containing 1. Gene Ontology annotation, biological process: protein K29-linked deubiquitination; protein K33-linked deubiquitination; cytoskeleton organization. Bases 275 to 2500 code for a protein of 741 amino acids. Lineage: Eukaryota; Metazoa; Chordata; Mammalia; Artiodactyla; Lipotidae. The transcript is spliced from 9 exons. Gene Ontology annotation, molecular function: cysteine-type deubiquitinase activity; K63-linked polyubiquitin modification-dependent protein binding. The record is from RefSeq and is a predicted model, not a curated record. Gene Ontology annotation, cellular component: nucleus; cytoplasm.
GGUGAUGACCUGGCUGAGAUUAAACAUUUCUGUUAGAGGAUUCCUGAUUUAACCUCAUUCCUUCUUAGAAUAAACCUCCCUUUAUCUUCUGCCUUUUCUCUUGCAUUCCAAAGUACAGUUUCAUUAAAUCCCCAGGUCUACGAUUUUUCUUUGGGAACUUAUGUCCAGUAUCUCUCUUGAAAUUUUAAGAAAAGGUAGUUGAGUGUGAAAUGUUACAUGCAUCUUUUGAGAAAUUGAGGUUUUAUAAGUUGAAGGGUACUUUUAUAUUUUGGGCAUGUUUUCAGGGGUGGGAUUAUGUAGUUAUUGUUUUAAUAACCAUGUCCUAAUUAUUUAUAGCUUCCUGCCUGACAUAACUCACUUCAAGAAGUGCACAAUGUCAGAACGUGGAAUUAAGUGGGCUUGUGAAUACUGUACGUAUGAAAACUGGCCAUCUGCAAUCAAGUGUACUAUGUGUCGUGCCCAAAGACCUAGUGGAACAAUUAUUACAGAAGAUCCAUUUAAAAGUGGUUCAAGUGAUGUCGGUAGAGACUGGGAUCCUUCCGGCACCGAAGGAGGAAGUAGUCCUUUGAUAUGUCCAGACUCUAGUGCAAGACCAAGGGUUAAGUCUUCGUACAGCAUGGAAAAUGCGAAUAAAUGGUCAUGCCACAUGUGCACAUAUUUGAACUGGCCAAGAGCAAUCAGAUGCACUCAGUGUUUAUCCCAGCGUAGGACCAGGAGUCCCACAGAAUCUCCUCAAUCCUCAGGAUCUGGCUCAAGACCAGUUGCUUUUUCUGUUGACCCUUGCGAGGAAUACAAUGAUAGAAAUAAACUGAACACAAGGACCCAGCAUUGGACUUGUUCUAUUUGCACAUAUGAAAACUGGGCCAAAGCUAAAAAAUGUGUUGUUUGUGAUCAUCCCAGACCUAAUAAUAUUGAAGCAAUCGAGUUGGCAGAGACGGAAGAGGCUUCUUCAAUAAUAAAUGAGCAAGACAGAGCUCGAUGGAGAGGAAGCUGUAGCAGUGGCAACAGCCAAAGAAGAUCACCGCCAGCUACGAAACGGGACUCUGAGAUGAAAAUGGAUUUUCAGAGGAUUGAGUUGGCUGGUGCUGUUGGCAGCAAGGAGGAACUUGAAGUGGACUUCAAAAAACUAAAGCAAAUUAAAAACAGGAUGAAAAAGACUGAUUGGCUAUUCCUCAAUGCUUGUGUGGGGGUUGUAGAAGGUGAUUUAGCUGCUAUAGAAGCAUACAAAUCAUCAGGAGGGGACAUUGCCCGUCAGCUCACUGCAGAUGAAGUGCGCUUGCUGACCCGUCCUUCGGCUUUCGAUGUUGGCUAUACUCUGGUACAUCUGGCUAUACGUUUUCAGAGGCAGGAUAUGCUAGCAAUAUUGCUUACAGAGGUGUCUCAACAAGCCGCAAAGUGUAUUCCAGCAAUGGUGUGUCCUGAACUGACGGAGCAAAUCCGGCGUGAGAUAGCUGCCUCUCUUCAUCAGAGAAAGGGGGAUUUUGCUUGCUAUUUCCUAACUGACCUUGUAACAUUUACGUUGCCAGCAGAUAUUGAAGACUUGCCUCCAACAGUCCAAGAAAAAUUAUUUGAUGAGGUGCUUGAUAGAGAUGUUCAAAAAGAGUUAGAAGAAGAAUCUCCAAUUAUAAACUGGUCCUUGGAAUUGGCUACACGUUUGGACAGUCGACUGUAUGCACUUUGGAACCGGACUGCAGGAGACUGCUUACUUGAUUCAGUACUACAAGCUACCUGGGGCAUUUAUGACAAGGACUCGGUGCUUCGGAAAGCCCUGCAUGACAGCCUACAUGACUGUUCACAUUGGUUUUAUACACGUUGGAAAGAUUGGGAGUCGUGGUAUUCUCAGAGCUUUGGUUUACAUUUUUCCUUGAGAGAAGAACAGUGGCAAGAAGACUGGGCAUUUAUACUCUCUCUUGCUAGUCAGCCUGGAGCAAGUUUGGAACAGACCCACAUUUUUGUACUUGCACAUAUUCUUAGACGACCAAUUAUAGUUUAUGGAGUAAAAUAUUAUAAAAGUUUCCGGGGAGAAACUUUGGGAUAUACUCGGUUUCAAGGUGUGUAUUUGCCUUUGUUGUGGGAACAGAGUUUUUGUUGGAAAAGUCCGAUUGCUCUGGGCUAUACAAGGGGCCACUUCUCUGCUUUGGUUGCCAUGGAAAAUGAUGGCUAUGGUAACCGAGGUGCUGGUGCUAACCUGAACACCGAUGACGAUGUCACCAUUACAUUUCUCCCUCUGGUUGACAGUGAAAGGAAGUUACUCCAUGUGCACUUCCUUUCUGCUCAGGAGCUAGGUAAUGAGGAACAGCAAGAAAAGCUGCUCAGGGAGUGGCUGGACUGCUGUGUGACUGAGGGAGGAGUUCUCGUGGCCAUGCAGAAGAGCUCUCGGCGGCGAAAUCACCCUCUGGUCACGCAAAUGGUAGAAAAAUGGCUUGACCGCUACCGACAGAUCCGGCCUUGUACAUCCCUGUCUGAUGGGGAGGAAGACGAAGAUGAUGAAGAUGAAUGAAAAUAAUCAAAGAGCAGAAGAGCAAGGUACCAGCUCUGUGGUGACCUCCACGCUGCUGCGGUGCUCCAGGCAGAGUGCACGGCAUGGAAUGAAGCAGAUCUGGCAGGAUCUGCUUGGAAGGGUUUUUCUGAUCCACACCCAGUGGAGAUGAUGCAUCUGCUGUGAGGAGACAGAACUUUGGACUACAGUUUGUAAAAAAUGAAUUUUAUUAAGACAGAACUUUUUUCCUUUCAAAUUGUAAAUCUGUCUAUAAAUGUAACGCAUGUGGUUGUGUAAGAAGUUGUGUAAUAGGAAAAGUUGUACCAGCAUCUUCAUAUUAUUGAGAAGUUUUUUCCAGCAUGGGCACCUCCAAAAGCACAUGGCAGAUCACUCUUUGUUCCUUUGAGAUAAUUCUUGUUUAAGUAGAACCUUGCAUUCUACUUGCAUCUUAAAAGAUCCGUUUUACAUUAUGUCUCACUAGAGCUCAUUAGAGAUUUGGAAACUUUUUGUACAAAUUACCCACAGCAAAACAUAAAAACAAGCUUUUAUUUUUAUUAAUAAUUUAGUUCCUGUUGUGCCCAAUAAAAUAAAAUGAAAUCUUUAAGGAACAAACUGUAAAA